Molecule: messenger RNA, 3130 nt
Organism: Anolis carolinensis (green anole)
Lineage: Eukaryota; Metazoa; Chordata; Lepidosauria; Squamata; Anolidae
Product: transmembrane protein 100
Exons: 1
Coding region: 313-705 (130 amino acids)
Biological process (GO): cellular response to BMP stimulus
Cellular component (GO): plasma membrane
Source: RefSeq, a predicted model, not a curated record
CCUUGCCGGAUGCGUCAAGCCGGGGAAGCUGUGCAGCGUCGCUUGUGCGAGGAAAGAGUUAAUGAAAGAAGCCUGCUUUCCUUCCCUCCCUAUUUGCUUGCAAGCUCCGCCUGUUGUCGCUCCGAAGAAGAGUCGCUUUGAGCCCGGCCUCCCGGCAGAACGAGAGGCGAGCGAGGCAAGGCAAGGCAGAAAAGCAAGGCAAGGCGAGAAACGCAAGGCAAGGCGAGAAAAGCAAGGCAAGGCGAGAAGCAGGUGUUCCUCUCUUUCCCUCUUCUUCUUCUUCUCGUCCUUGUCCUUGCUCUCCUUGGGAGGAUGCUGGGCUGCAAGUCCCCGUCGCUGACGUGCCUGCAGGGCCCGGGGGCCGCCGUGUCGGGCAAGCCCCCCCCCUCGCCCCCCGCCGCGCCCACGGAGUCGGCGGCCACGCUGCACAAGCUGGCCCUGGCCACGGGCGGGACGGAGAAGUCCUGGUACCGCUGCGUCUUCCCCUUCGGCAUCGUCUCGCUGGUCAUCGGCGUGGCCGCCACCUGCAUCACCUUCUCCAUCAACGGGCCGCGCAUGGACAUCGCCAAGGUGGUCUCCGUGGCCGCGCUGCUCUUCGGCCUGGCCCUCCUCGCCGCCGCCCUGCUCUGCUGGCGGGACAAGCGGCGGAGGCAGCAGCAGCAACGGCACACGCAGACCGGAGCGGCCCAGCCCGGAGCCCUGUGAACCCACGCCGGACAGACAGGUGCCUCUGCGCCCUGGCUCUGCCUUGUUUACAAAGUGCCCCGGGCAAGUUCCAGGAGAAGGUGAGGAUGCAGCACCCAUGGACAUACAUCCCGGCCGGCCGGCGGGAAGGAAGGAAGGAACACCCACCUCCAUGUGUGUGUCGCCUUCACGGAACAAUAAUGUCCAUCCUGGAGGGGUCUCAGGACUCCAGGGACUGCAUCCAGGUCUCACCAAAAGUGCCCAAGAUCGGACAAGAGGACUCUGUCGUUUGGCCGGCAUGAACAGCAUGGUCCUGUCCUACAAAUGGUUCUGUCUUUCGGCCGGCGUGAAGGCUACGAUCCUGUCCUACAACUGGUUUUGUCUUUUGACUGGUGUGAAUGCUACCAUCCUGUCCUACAAAUGGUUCUAUUUUUCGGCCGGUGUGAAGGCUACUAUCCUGUCCUGCGACUGGCACCAACAAUAAGGUCCUGAUUUUCAGUUGGCAUGAAUGCUACGAUCCUGUCCUACAAAGGGUUCUGUCUUUCAGCCGGUGUGAAGGCUACGAUCCUGUCCUGCAACUGGCACCAACAAUAAGGUCCUGAUUUUCAGCCGGCAUGAAUGCUAUGAUCCUGUCCUACAAAUGGUUUUGUCUUUUGACUGAUGUGAAUGAUCCUGUCCUACAAAUGGUUCCAUUUUUCAGUCGGUGUGAAGGCUACAAUCCUGUCCUGCAAAUGGUUCUGUCUUUCAGCCGGCAUAAAGGCUACGAUCCUGUCCUACAAGUUUCGGCCAGUGUGAAUGUUACGAUCCUGUCCUACAAAUGUUUCUGUCUUUUGACUGGUGUGAAUGCUACAGUCCUUCCUACAAAUGGUUCUGUCUUUCGACCAGCAUGAAUGUUACGAUCCUGUCCUGCGACUGGCACGAACAAUAAGGUCCUGCCUUUCAACCCAUGUGAACACUACAAUCCUGUCCUACAAAUGGUUCUGUCUUUCGGCCCGUGUGAAUGCUACAAUCCCAUCCUGCGACUGACAUGAACAAUAUGGUCCUGCCUUUCAACCCAUGUGAACACUACAAUCCUGUCCUACAAAUGGUUGUCUUUUGACCGGUGUGAAUGUUACAAUCGUGUCCUGCGACUGGCACAAACAAUAAGGUCCUAUCUUUUGACCGGCACGAAUGCUAUGAUCCUGUCCUGGAACUGACAUGAACAAUCAGGUUCUGUCUUUCGACCUGUGUGAGCACUACAAUCCUGUCCACUACAGUCCUGUCCUACAAAUGCUUCUGUCUUUCGACCACCACGAAUCCUACGAUCCCAUCCUGAGACUGGCACAAACAAUAAGGUUCUGUCUUUUGACUGGCAUGAAUGCUACGAUCCUGUCCUGCAAAUGGUUCUGUCUUUCAGCCGGCGUGAAUGCUAUGAUCCUGUCCUGCAACUGGCACAAACAAUAAGGUCCUAUCUUUUGUCUGGUGUGAACACUACAAUCCUGUCCUACAAAUGGUUCUGUCUUUUGACCAUCACGAAUGCUACAAUCCUGUCCUGCGACUGGCACGAACAAUAGGGUCCUGUCUUUUGACCGGCAUGAAUGCUACGAUCCUUUCCUGCGACUGGCACAAACAAUAAAGUUCUGUCUUUUGACCGGCGUGAAUUCUACGAUCCUUUCCUGCAACUGGCACAAACAAUAAGGUUCUGUCUUUCGACCGGAAUGAAUGCUACGAUCCCGUCCGACUGGUUGUCCUGGCAAGGUGAGCAACAUGGCAAAGCUCUCUCAAUUUCCGACGUGGAGCGACAGGAUCCGACACCUUUUUUCCUCCUUGCGGUGACCGGGACUUUGGGAAGGAAUUGAGGUCUCUCUUCAUCAUCCAGAGGACCUUCUUGCGCAGGACGAAAUGUGAUAGGAAAGAGCACAGAAGUGGCAAAGAGACACGGGAGCGUGUCGGAGUUUGGGGCUUCUAGCAGAGAAAGUCCGUUGGCACCGACAAGAACAGGCCUCCUUUGUCUUUUGGUACCAGCAUAGCCAGAAUGGCAAGGGUUGCAUUGGGCCACUGAUUCAUGCAGGGCUGGCUAGGCUGUCCGGUCAAGUGCACAUUUGCCAGGUGCUUUUUAUUAUUAUUAUUUCCAAGCAUAUAGAAACGGCGGGGUCUGUGGUUCGAUGGCGCAGCUGUGGCCGCGUCUCAAAAGGAGCGGCGCACAGUAUGUCCAUUUGGCACGGUCCCCGUCGGGCAAGGAGAACAGUUGAGCCUGGCAUCAAAAGAGCGGAAGGAAAUGGUGUGCGUGUACAGAUUGGAGGCAGAGACGGAAAGCAAACAGUUUGUGGAAUUCCUGGCUCUGUCUUCCCUGCUGAGACAGAACGAGGGGUGGUAUAUAUUUUUCCCUGACUUCUCUGCCCUUUAUUCCUUCACGGUGCCCUCUUUGGCACUUUUUUAUUGCAUAAAUAAACAAGUUUGAAACUGA